AUGAUAUUAAGAAGUUUAAAAGAAAAUAAUAAAAUUCUUAACAAAAGAUUAAAAUUUUCCUAUAAUUUAAUAAAAUUUAAUAGAAAUGUCUUAUAUUUUUGUUCAAAUUCAUCUAAAUUUAUUAAAGAAGAGACAAAAAAAGUCUAUUUUCCAGUUAGAAGAUUAACAAAAGAUGAAAAUGAGAUUAUUUCUAAAUGGGUAGUUUUAAUAUUAGAUUUAGGUGAACUAGGCGCUAAUUAUAUUUAUGAAGGUCAAUAUUUUGUUUUAUCAAAGACUAGACCAGAUGUUGCACCAAUUAUUAUGGAUAUGUGGAAUCAAGAGAAAAAACAUCUUGAAACAUUUAAUGAGCUUCUUAUUAAACAUAAAGUAAGAGCUACGGAACUAAAAUAUCUUUGUAAAACAUUGGGAUUUGCAUUGGGAGUAGGAAGUGCGCUUUUAGGAACAAAAUCAGCUAUGGCAUGUACGGAAGCAGUUGAAACGGUGAUUGGUGAACAUUAUAAUGAUCAGUUGAGAGAAACUAUGUGUCUAAAGGGAUAUAGUUCAGAAAUUGAUGAUUUACGUGAAAAAAUUAAAAAAUUUCGUGAUGAAGAAUUAGAACAUCUUGAUAUUGCGGUUAAUUCAUGGGAUUCUAAAGGAUCUUUUGCUUAUGGUUUAAUAACAAAUAUUGUUAAGGCAGGUUGUAUUGCAGCCAUUUGGGUUUGUAAACGAAUAUAA
This is a messenger RNA of Pneumocystis murina B123, 714 nucleotides long. RefSeq lists its product as hypothetical. Gene Ontology annotation, cellular component: mitochondrial inner membrane. The transcript is spliced from 3 exons. The record is from RefSeq and is a predicted model, not a curated record. NCBI's taxonomy places the organism in Eukaryota, Fungi, Ascomycota, Pneumocystomycetes, Pneumocystales, Pneumocystaceae. The coding region runs from base 1 to 714 and encodes 237 amino acids. Gene Ontology annotation, molecular function: 3-demethoxyubiquinol 3-hydroxylase activity. Gene Ontology annotation, biological process: ubiquinone biosynthetic process.